Messenger RNA from Daktulosphaira vitifoliae (grape phylloxera), 699 nucleotides. Its product is annotated as tigger transposable element-derived protein 4-like. The record is from RefSeq and is a predicted model, not a curated record. NCBI's taxonomy places the organism in Eukaryota, Metazoa, Arthropoda, Insecta, Hemiptera, Phylloxeridae. The coding region runs from base 1 to 699 and encodes 232 amino acids. Gene Ontology annotation, molecular function: DNA binding. Gene Ontology annotation, cellular component: nucleus. The transcript is spliced from 2 exons.
AUGUCAUCAUCAAAACGCAUGCUAAAAAUGCUAACAUACGAGGAAAAAGCGGCAGUGAUACGGGAAGUUGAAAAUGGAUUUAAAACAAAGUCUUUGAUAGCUAAAGAAUUUGGUAUUCCACCUAAUACUUUGUCAACUUAUCUUAAAAAUAAAGAAACAAUUUUAAAUAAGUUGGCUACGUCCAGUGUAAAGGGCAGAAAAAGGGCUAGAGAACCGGAAAAUCCUGAUGUAGAUGAGUGCGUUUACAAAUGGUUUAAACAGACACGUGACAAAAAAAUACCCCUUAGUGGGCUGUUGAUAAGAGCAAAAGCUGAAGAAUUCGCAUUAAAAUUAGGAAAAAUUAAUUUUAAGGCGAGCAAUGGAUGGCUCGAUGGUUUCAAAGAAAGAAAUGGCAUUUCUGAUGAUUGGAAAAUAAAAUUGUUACAAAUGAUAAAAAGCAAAAAUCCCAAAGACAUUUUCAAUGCAGACGAAACAGGCUUAUUUUACAGGUGUACCCCAGACAAAACACUAGCUUUUAAAGGUGAACGGUGCAGUGGUGGCAAACAAAGUAAAGAACGCGUAACACUGUUAGUCGGAGCUAACAUGGACGGGUCAGAAAAAUUGCCAUUGUUGAUGAUAGGAAAAUCAUCAAAUCCUAGGUGCUUUAAAAAUUUAAAUCGAAACCAGUUGAAUAUCAAGCGAAUAAAAAAGCUUGGAUGA